Messenger RNA from Botrytis fragariae, 279 nucleotides. RefSeq lists its product as uncharacterized. NCBI's taxonomy places the organism in Eukaryota, Fungi, Ascomycota, Leotiomycetes, Helotiales, Sclerotiniaceae. The transcript is spliced from 3 exons. Bases 1 to 279 code for a protein of 92 amino acids. The record is from RefSeq and is a predicted model, not a curated record.
AUGCCAAGUUUUGAAACAUUGAAAAAUCUCGAUGCAAGUGAAAAUAUCUCAAGCUCUAGCAGAUUAGGAAACUUCACAUUCAUCCAAGUGGGUAAUGAUCGAGGCCCCAGAACCGAAGCUCGUAGUCAUGUUAUGCGCGAGUUUGGCGCGAGAAAAAGUUGCAAGGGGCCAAGAAAGCUAGAGCCUAAGACUUUGAAGCGCAAAGCAGUGCAAGCUGUCGGUCGUUAUCUGUCAGGUGUUGGAAAUAAAGAGGCUCCAGCAUCCGCCCAUCUUUCAUAG